CUGCAACUGAUAAUCAAGUCACAGUAUUUGCUAGAUGCUUACCCUGUUACGGUAGCGGUACCUGUUUGCCGAAGUGUUGUCAGCUUGGUGUUCUAGAGUGAGGGUAUAACUAACGCUGCCCUAAAGUUGGAAAAAGGGGAAUAACGUAAACGACACACCUCAGUGACAUUGUGCGAAUUGUCCCGUAUUGUAUUAACUUACUGAAAGUGGUUAGUGUUAUUGCUGUUUUAAUAACAGCAAAUUUUCAAUAAUUUUAGAUAGUAAAAGCUGAUACAAUGAAGUUCACGCCGCCCCCUGCAUCGCUACGCAAUCCUUUAAUCAUUCCGGAAAAGAUAAUGAUGGGCCCUGGACCGUCCAACUGCUCAAAGCGGGUGCUGACUGCCAUGACUAACACCGUGCUGAGCAACUUCCACGCUGAAUUGUUCCGAACGAUGGACGAGGUCAAGGAUGGCUUGCGGUACAUUUUUCAGACAGAAAACCGGGCCACUAUGUGCGUAAGCGGUUCCGCACACGCGGGAAUGGAAGCUAUGCUGAGCAAUCUGCUUGAAGAGGGCGAUCGAGUGCUGAUCGCGGUUAACGGAAUUUGGGCAGAGCGUGCCGUCGAAAUGUCUGAGCGAUACGGUGCCGAUGUUCGAACGAUUGAGGGCCCUCCGGACCGCCCGUUCAGUUUGGAAACAUUGGCCAGAGCCAUCGAACUACAUCAACCCAAGUGUCUGUUCCUGACGCACGGUGACUCAUCAAGUGGUCUGCUGCAGCCGCUGGAAGGUGUAGGCCAGAUUUGUCACCAGCACGACUGUUUGCUCAUCGUUGAUGCCGUGGCUUCGCUGUGCGGUGUGCCAUUUUAUAUGGAUAAAUGGGAGAUCGAUGCCGUCUAUACUGGAGCGCAAAAGGUGCUAGGUGCGCCUCCUGGUAUCACUCCCAUUUCUAUAAGCCCGAAAGCACUGGAUGUUAUUCGAAAUCGUCGUACAAAAUCGAAAGUAUUUUACUGGGAUUUACUGCUGCUUGGCAAUUAUUGGGGCUGUUAUGAUGAACCAAAACGUUAUCACCAUACUGUCGCAUCGAACUUAAUAUUUGCUCUGCGGGAAGCAUUGGCUCAAAUUGCGGAAGAAGGACUGGAAAAUCAGAUCAAACGCCGCAUCGAAUGUGCCCAAAUCUUGUACGAAGGGCUUGGUAAGAUGGGACUCGAUAUUUUCGUGAAAGACCCCAGACAUCGCCUGCCCACCGUAACUGGUAUUAUGAUUCCGAAAGGUGUUGACUGGUGGAAAGUUUCACAAUACGCCAUGAACAAUUUUUCGUUAGAAGUACAAGGAGGACUUGGACCUACGUUUGGAAAAGCAUGGCGUGUGGGUAUUAUGGGCGAAUGCUCAACGGUACAAAAAAUACAAUUCUAUCUAUAUGGCUUUAAGGAAUCACUCAAAGCCACGCAUCCCGACUAUAUUUUCGAGGAAAGUAAUGGAUUUCACUAGAUGAAACUUAAACAAUGCAUCAAUGUAUUAUUGCCGCUUUGAGUCCUGCCAGACUUAGCAUAUGCAUGCUAAAAGUAGGGCUUUUAAGAACAUACAUAGAUUCUACUAAUUGCGCUAGAAUUGCAAAACGGAUCAUCUCAAUUUGCUUGUCGAAGCUAUCAUGAACGGUAACAUGCCCACUAACCAGACAGUUUUGUAAGUAAGAUUACUUUUUGAAGAAUAAAUUAUUUUGUUACAGAAAUGAA
This is a messenger RNA of Anopheles coluzzii, 1711 nucleotides long. RefSeq names its product 3-hydroxykynurenine transaminase. The record is from RefSeq and is a predicted model, not a curated record. Gene Ontology annotation, cellular component: peroxisome. Bases 276 to 1466 code for a protein of 396 amino acids. Lineage: Eukaryota; Metazoa; Arthropoda; Insecta; Diptera; Culicidae. Gene Ontology annotation, molecular function: L-serine:pyruvate transaminase activity; L-alanine:glyoxylate transaminase activity. The transcript is spliced from 5 exons.